Amphimedon queenslandica is the source of this 2240-nucleotide messenger RNA. RefSeq lists its product as uncharacterized. NCBI's taxonomy places the organism in Eukaryota, Metazoa, Porifera, Demospongiae, Haplosclerida, Niphatidae. Bases 24 to 2222 code for a protein of 732 amino acids. The record is from RefSeq and is a predicted model, not a curated record. The transcript has 9 exons.
CUUCCACCUGUUCAAUCAAAAAAAUGAACUGGGUAGGUGGAGCAAGGACUCGUGUGAGGCAUCAAAAUGAAAGGAAAUUACAAAAAGAGUUCUUUGAGAGGAAGCGCCAUGCAGUGAUAGGGAGAGGAGGAACAGCAAAACGUACCCGCCAGUCCUCUCCCCCAAUGGACAUUCAGUAUAAAAGGAUUGUCAGUCAAGACUUGAUAUCUCUUAGAGCUUUGCGUCAGACUUGCGAUGAUCAUAAUAUUGAGAAUAAAGUUAAAGACAAUGGCGCUAGAGUUCCACAAAAGAUCACUCUUCCAUCAUCUAACCAGCAGUCAAACUUCAACCUUGACCUGUCUACCUCCCCAGGCUCCCAGCCCUCUAUGCUAGACCUUGGUUCAAUCUCCUUUUACGACAAUCAACCGAAAGUCUCUACAGCAAAGUUUCCACCUCCAGCUAUGGACUUUAAAAAUAGACCAACAGCAAAAAAUGGACAAAAGUCGUUACAUAACUGGAGCUUAAAUACAACACUUAAUGCAGAGGAGACUUCUGAGUCUUUCCUUGAUGAGUCUGUGUUUCAUUCACAUCAAAGGAAACUUCAUCCUCUUUCUCCUCCUAUCCCUAAGCAGGAGCUAACAUCACAGAAUCAUUCAAUCCUUACUGAGUCAGUAUUGCCUAUUGGACACAACAGAGUCACGAAACCUCCUCCUCCUCCUCCUAAUGAUGAUUCAUUUCUAUCUGAGUCCAUCUUCCAUUCACACGUUAAGCCAUCAAAGCCUUUUCAUGUUCAUACUGGAUCUCUCCUAACAGACACUGAGUCUAUCUUUCCUGACUAUCAUUCCUCAAAAAAGCCUAUCCUUCAGCAUUCUCUAAACAAUGACCACACUCUGUUAGCCAAUUCAACCUUUCAUCCUUAUAAAGCAAUGCCUCUACAAGCUAAUAGUGAAAUCCCAAUUAAGAAACCUGCCAGAUUUCAGUGUGAUCUUGAUGAUAGACGUGACAGGAAGAGAAAGCCUCUAGCUUGCCUAGAGAACAAAUCUUCAUUUCAAUGGGAGGACAUCAAUUGGUAUAACAAGCAGAAACCUGUACUGCAUCAACAGGGACAAGGAACAAGACACGAUCAAACUGUCUACAAGAAGAAGAGAAAGAGUCCAAUUUAUGAUAGAGAAACUCCUUUCUCAACUGUACAGCAAAAAUCAUUAGCAUCACUCGUGGGCUUGCCUGCUAAAACUGCAAAUGAUACAAUUUUAAAGAAAAACAGGCAUACACUUCCAUUGUGUUGCAGUCCAGUGUUAUCUGAUGAAGAUCCUGUUGGUAUCAGUUCCAUGCUAGCCCCAGAAAAACAGUCAGUUAUUGUGACUCACUCACCCACUCAACAGUUGCUCUGUACUGAAAUCCUCUCACAAACAAGUACUGAAUCAUCUACUGAAGCAACGAUGAAGAAACAAGCUCCUCUUUCUCCUUCUCUUCCUGCUCGCACAACUUCAAACGCUUUUGAGAGUAUGAUGGUCCCUUUUGAGAAACCAUUAUCUGCUGAUACAAGCCUUAAUGGAGGUGAAUUUGCUAAUUACGGUAGGACCCCACAGAGUAGGCAUUGGAUGGAUUUCACUGGUGAUUUUAAGCCUGUUAAGAAGACUGAAUAUUCUACUUGUGAUGAAGUUGUUGAGCCAGUAUUGACUGAAGAUUUGAAUGAGAUAAAAGACAGCUCAAAGUCUCCUAGUAGCAGUUACAAUGAAAGAGAAGAGAAGAUGAACUGUUCCAACUUUGAUACUUGCAUCUCAGAAAUAAAAGCUUUAGAUUACUCUGAAGUUCAAACUCAAACUGAAGCAUGUAAUCUCAAAUCUUCAGAAACCCAGGUUGAUUCUUCCAUUCUCAGGACUGCACAGACUCAAACUGAAACAAGCGUUUCUAAAUACUCCGAAACUCAGACUGAUCCUGUUGCUGAUACGUGUUUAGAAACUGGAACCAAACCUGUGAUUCAAGAAACAUCAGCAACCCAGACUGAACCUGAUUCUCUAUUUAAAGAAAGCACUGAUGAUAAAUUGAUGCCAAUAGCUAGGGACAUACUCCGUGAUUUAAAGCUAUUGUAUGACAGUAUUUCUUCUUCUUCUACCUCAAGCAAUAAAGAUCUGUCCUUAUCUUCACUGCUCACAAAACUAGAGUGUCUUGAUGAUUUGAUAAAGAAGAGGAAGGAUGACAUUGUUUGGUGUAAACUGAUGCUUGAACUGAACAAUAAAUAAAUCAAUAAAUUAUUAUUA